This is a messenger RNA of Cynoglossus semilaevis (tongue sole), 1990 nucleotides long. It is a transcript of the gene mogat3b, whose product is annotated as monoacylglycerol O-acyltransferase 3b. Gene Ontology annotation, biological process: triglyceride biosynthetic process. Gene Ontology annotation, cellular component: endoplasmic reticulum membrane. The transcript is spliced from 8 exons. NCBI's taxonomy places the organism in Eukaryota, Metazoa, Chordata, Actinopteri, Pleuronectiformes, Cynoglossidae. Gene Ontology annotation, molecular function: diacylglycerol O-acyltransferase activity. The record is from RefSeq and is a predicted model, not a curated record. Bases 267 to 1247 code for a protein of 326 amino acids.
AACCAGGUGAUCAUUAUGGAAAGAAAAGGCUUGAACGUUCAGACAGAGUGAAGAUGAGAGAAGACAGAGGUUUGAAGAACAACAAGGCGGUGGCGUUGGUUUCCGACGCUGCAGCUGGAGUGUCAAAGUUUUGGGGGAGUGGAUUUGUUAUCAGCCACACGAUAUGACCUGGUCAAAGUGCAUCACACACACUGCAGCUGCAGGCAGCGGUGAAUCUGCAUCCACUCAAACUGACUCUGGAAAUAAACUCCACUCAGUUUGCAGUAAUGAGUGAAGAGAAAACCAAGUGGAAGGAGUUUUUGGAGACACUGAGUGCUCUUCAGUGGCUCCUGACCUUCCUGUUCCUGGGUCUGACAUGUUACGUCCUCAUGCUGUGCCUCAUGUUCACCCGCCUGUGGCCGCUGGCUGCGCUCUACUUCAUCUGGCUGGUGACGGACUGGCAAACUCCUGAAAGAGGUGGCAGAAGAACGACGUUUGUCCGACAGUGGAGAGUGUGGCAGCAUCUCAGAGACUAUUUCCCCGUUAAACUGCUGAAGACGGCAGAGCUAAGUCCAAAGAAGAACUACAUCCUGGGCUGUCAUCCACACGGCAUCAUGAGCGCCGGAGCCUUCACCUGCUUCGGCACAGACAGCUGUGGCUUCUCGGAGCUCUUCCCUGGACUCAGACCCUGCCUGGCCAUCCUGGCCGGACUCUUCAGGAUACCCUUCUUCAGGGACUACAUCAUGAGCGCAGGCCUCUACCCCGUCAGCAAACCCAGCCUGGCCCACCUCCUGUCCAAGAGCGGGAAAGGCAACGCCGUGGUGAUCGUGAUAGGGGGCGCUGCCGAGUCGCUGGCAUCCUCCCCUGGAGUCAACGCAGUGGUGGUGAAGCAGAGGAAAGGUUUUGUCAGGGUGGCUCUGGAGUUUGGGGCUGACCUGGUGCCUGUUUACUCCUUCGGGGAGAACGAGCUCUUCAGGCAGGUGAUUUUCUCCGAGGGCAGCUUCAGCCGUCGGUGUCAGGACCUGUUUAAAAACAUCAUGGGAUUCGCUCCCUGUUUGUUUGUUGGUGGGAAGUUUGGCGUCCUGCCCUACAGGACUCCAGUCACCACAGUGGUUGGAAGUCCCAUCUCCGUGCCGAAGAUCGUGUCCCCCACGGAGGAGGAGGUGGACCACUACCACGGGCUCUACAUGGAGGCUCUGUCGCAGCUCUUUCAUCGACACAAGGUCGUCUGUGGACUCUCUGAGAACCACAAGCUGCAGUUGAUUUAGACAUUUCUCUUCCACAACUGAAAGACAGAGCGGACGUUGACUUUUGUUUCAGGCUGAUCUGAGAUCUGAGCUCCUGUCAGGACAAAACACCACAGAUCAGACCGUCACAGUACAGUUAUCACAAGGUUUUUUUUGUAUUUAUACCAUAACAUCUCCCUGAAUCCACGAGUUUAGUGUUAAACAUUACACCCUGACUUUAACAUAAUCCCUUCAGCUGUGACUUAGCUGGAAACAGCACCAUGCAUGAAUAUAUUUUUAUAAAACAUAAUAAAAAAAAUAAUAAUUACUUUUCACCGUUACCAAUAGAAAUUUCUAUUGGAAAUUCACAUCCAGUACAAUAUCGUCAAAGAAUUCCCUUACUUACCCACCUGAGGGCGACAAAGUUACCCUUUCCAAACUGCGGCAAGAUUUCACAGGAUUUUCAUUAAAUGUGAACCCGUUUUUGAAGUGCAUUCAUAAUUUAACUUAAAUUUAAUUUAUUACUUAAUUAGAUUUACACAUGAAUCUAAUUAAGUUAAUAAAUUAAUGAACAUUUUGGCAGAAAAGUACAACUUUAAAAUAAACAAAAACAUAAAAUAUACCCUAAUUUGGUUUUAACCGUCAGUGUGGUUGAAUGAUGACUUUAUUUGGAGAAACUGUUAAGAAGCAGAUUACAGCAGAAUCUUACAAAUCACAUGAGAAAAGAAAACAAAAAAUCAGGCAGUGGAGCAGAACACAGCGAGUGUUGAAAAAAAAAAAAAAAA